Capsella rubella is the source of this 795-nucleotide messenger RNA. RefSeq names its product expansin-like A3. Gene Ontology annotation, cellular component: plant-type cell wall; extracellular region; plasmodesma. Lineage: Eukaryota; Viridiplantae; Streptophyta; Magnoliopsida; Brassicales; Brassicaceae. Bases 1 to 795 code for a protein of 264 amino acids. The transcript has 3 exons. The record is from RefSeq and is a predicted model, not a curated record.
AUGAGAAUCUUUCUCUACCUACUCGUAGUAGUGUUCCUCAUCUCAUCAUCUGUUAACGCAUGUGACAGAUGCGUUCAUAGUUCUAAAACAGCUUAUUUCUCAUCUGGCUACGAUGUCUCUUCCGGGGCUUGUACUUAUGGCACUCUUAUGCCUACAAGAUUGUAUACCGCCCACUUUGCAGCGGCUACACCUUCCAUUUACAAACAUGGUGCUGCCUGUGGAGCUUGCUUUCAAGUUAGAUGCAAGAACCCGAAGCUGUGUACAAGUAAAGGAACCUUUGUGAUGGUCACAGACAUGAACAAGAUCAACAACCAAACCGAUCUUGUCCUUAGUAAUAGAGCUUUUAGGGCUAUGGCUAAACCUGUUAGAGGUGCUGACAGGUACCUUCUCAAACAAGGCAUCGUCGAUGUUGAAUACCAAAGAGUUCCUUGCAACUACGGCAAAAGGAAUUUGAACGUGAGAGUUGAAGAAAGAAGCGCAAAGGUAGAGCCAUACUUCUUGGAGAUAAUGCCUUUGUACCAAGGAGGCCAAACCGAAGUGGUAGGUAUCGACGUUGCGCAAGUUGGUUCGUCACAAUGGAUUAACAUGAUAAGAAGCGACGGAGCCGCGUGGGGUACUGACAAAGUACCAACCGGAGCUUUACAGUUUAGGUUUACGGUGACCGGCGGCAAAAAAAUUUGGGCCAAAAGAGCUCUCCCAGCCAACUGGGAAAUUCAGAGGAUCUAUGAUACCGGCGUUCAGAUCACUGACAUUGCUCAAGAACGUUGUGAUACAUGCAGUAACAUAUGGAAGUGA